This is a messenger RNA of Lathyrus oleraceus (garden pea), 780 nucleotides long. RefSeq names its product protein NOI4. The transcript is spliced from 3 exons. The record is from RefSeq and is a predicted model, not a curated record. Bases 291 to 530 code for a protein of 79 amino acids. Lineage: Eukaryota; Viridiplantae; Streptophyta; Magnoliopsida; Fabales; Fabaceae.
CUUACCGUUUCCCUUCCACGUCACGCAUGACGCUAAUCCCAACACCAAUUUGUACUCUCCCCGUCAAACACGUAACGCCGUUCGUUACUUUCCCGUUAGGCCCAUCUUCGGCCCAUUUCACACUCGUUACUAGUCGCUCCAAGGUCUUCUUCAACACAACGCAUUCUCUCUCUCUCUCUCUCUAACUUUCUCUUCCUCAGUUUUUUCUUCUUUUUCCGAUUCCUUUUUAUUUAUUCGCGUUUUCUCACUCCUUUUCUGUUCCUACAAAAUAUUUCAUCUCUCUUGCAUUGAUGUCGGAAAAGGGUCCUCCACUACCCAAAUUCGGUGAAUGGGAUGUCAACGAUCCAGCCUCAGCUGAGGGGUUCACAGUGAUUUUUAAUAAGGCAAGGGAUGAGAAAAAGACAGGUGGCAAUACCGAGUCACCAGGAAAGACUACUACUGAACCUCAAAGCAAACCUGCAUCAGAUCCCGGCAAACCUCAGAGUAAAAAAUGGUUUUGCUGCAUUCAAAACCCUCCUGCAGAAUCAUAACAAUGCGGCGGCUAGUGAAACAGAAGACCAAUAUUUAUGUGUAACUAGCUCCACAGUAUUUUCUGAAAGAUAGGAGCUGUAAAAGUGAGUUGCAAUGGGUGAAAGCAAAGAAGAGAAAGUAUUAUUUAUAUAUAUGUGUGUAAUCAGUGUUGUGGUUUAUGAUUAGGAUCCGAGGUUGCUUAUCACACUGUACUCCUUGUAUUAUCAAACGAGUCCUAUUGUAUUAAUGCAUUUUAUUCCUUUGAUUUUA